Lactuca sativa (garden lettuce) is the source of this 1606-nucleotide messenger RNA. Its product is annotated as large ribosomal subunit protein uL4. Gene Ontology annotation, cellular component: ribosome. Gene Ontology annotation, biological process: translation. The record is from RefSeq and is a predicted model, not a curated record. Gene Ontology annotation, molecular function: structural constituent of ribosome. NCBI's taxonomy places the organism in Eukaryota, Viridiplantae, Streptophyta, Magnoliopsida, Asterales, Asteraceae.
AAAAAGGUUAUUGUAUUAACUUAUGUUUUGAAUAGAGGCCCAGGCCUAUAUAAAUAAGUAUGGGCCGAAUCCAUAUUUCCCAACCCUAAUCCACAUCACAUAUAUAACGAACUCACAACUUGAAAUCCUGCACAGAAAGAAAGCCCUAGAGAUCCCCUUCGUUUCGUUGCUGCAACACACAGAAAUGGCCGCCGCCGCCCGACCCCUCGUCACCGUGCAAGCUCUGGAAUCAGACAUGGCUACCGACGGUGCGAGCCUCCCACUCCCUGAGGUAAUGAAAGCUUCUAUCCGCCCUGACAUUGUUAAUUUCGUCCACUCCAACAUCUCCAAAAACUCCCGUCAACCUUACGCCGUUUCCCGAAAAGCCGGUCACCAGACCUCCGCCGAGUCAUGGGGUACAGGACGUGCUGUAUCUCGUAUCCCCCGUGUUCCCGGUGGUGGUACUCACCGUGCCGGUCAAGGUGCUUUCGGUAACAUGUGUCGUGGUGGUCGUAUGUUCGCACCUACGAGGAUCUGGCGCCGUUGGCACAGGAAGAUCAAUGUGAACCAGAAGAGAUACGCAGUUGUUUCAGCGAUCGCUGCUUCUGCUGUUCCGUCGCUUGUGAUGGCGCGUGGACAUCGUAUCGAAUCGGUUCCCGAGCUUCCAUUGGUUGUUAGCGAUUCCGCUGAAGGCGUUGAGAAGACUCAAAACGCUAUUAAGGUAUUGAAGCAGAUCGGAGCUUUUCCUGAUGCUGAGAAAGCUAAGGAUUCCGUUGGAAUCCGUCCUGGAAAGGGAAAAAUGAGGAACAGGAGGUAUAUUUCCAGGAAAGGACCAUUGAUUGUUUAUGGAACUGAAGGCGCGAAGCUAGUGAAAGCAUUCAGGAACAUUCCAGGUGUCGAAGUAGCUAAUGUGGAGAGAUUGAACUUGCUGAAGCUAGCUCCAGGUGGUCACCUUGGGAGGUUCAUUAUCUGGACGAAAUCUGCGUUUGAGAAGUUGGAUUCGAUCUAUGGAUCGUUUGAGAAGACAAGUGAGAAGAAGAGGGGUUACGUAUUGCCUAGGGCAAAGAUGGCGAAUGCUGAUUUGGCUAGGAUUAUUAACUCCGAUGAGGUGCAGUCAGUAGUGAAGCCAAUUAAGAAGGAGGUGAAGAGAGCUCCAAUGAAGAAGAACCCAUUGAAGAACUUGAACACCAUGCUGAGAUUGAAUCCUUAUGCCAAGACUGCUAAGAGGAUGGCUUUGCUUGCUGAGGAACAGAGGAAGAAGUCCAAGAAGGAGAAGCUUGAUAGGAUGAGAAAACCAAUUACCAAGGUGGAGGCAGCAGAGAUCAAGAUAGCUAGCAAGGCAUGGUAUAAGACUAUGAUUUCGGAUAGUGAUUAUGCUGAGUUUGAUGUUUUCACCAAGUGGCUUGGAGUUUCACAGUGAUUUUCCUUUUCUUUUGAUUCUUGUGUUGCUUCGUUUUGUUAGGUUUUUUAAACAAUCCCAGAUAGAAGUUGAUACCGAGUACCUUAUGUUUUAUCAUUCUGUUAGACAUACGUUUUUAUCUGUGUUCUAUUGCUGGUUUCAUCUGGCAUCGAGUUUUGUUAUGAUUGCAUUUUUGGUUAAAACAAUGGCAUGUCGUUUGUGUUAUAA